GCAGAGAGUCUGCAGCCGGCGGCGGCCAAAGAGCACAAACCCGGUAAAAAGAGCGGCUGCAGACCAGGCGAUGAGUCCGACAGCGACUUCGAGUCUGACCCGCCCUCGCCAAAAAGCAGUGAGGACGAAGAGGCGGAGGAGGAUGAGGCCUUGAACAGCGAGCACGGCGAUGAUACCGAGCCGGAGAACUUAGGACAAAGGCCUCUGCUGAUGGACUCCGAGGAAGAGGAGGACGAAGACAAGCACAGCUCUGAUUCGGACUACGACCCCAGCAGGGCGAAGAAUCGCUCCAAGAAACCCGCUGGCAGUAAAGCUGCGUCAACCAGGAGCCCUCGGAGGGAUUCGGGCACAACCCUGAUCACCCCUCCUGAGUCGCCCAGCGGCGCCAGAGCCGUGGAGGCUGUGGAUGUUUUCGGUGCUGUUCCCUUCCUCGGAGGAGCGUCGCCCGUCGGGCCUUCGGAGAGCUCGGAUAUCUUUGCCAAAGCGCCUUUUAGGCAAGUCAGCCACGAGCAGCCGACUGGGGACGAAUUUGAUGUUUUUACCAAAGCGCCCUUCAGCCGGAACCUCUCAAAGUCGGGCAAGAGUGGUAGUGACGUCCCCAUGGGCCAGACGCCGCCCAUAUCCCCCGAGGGCAUUGACAUUUUCGGCUUCUCGCCCUUCCAACCGGGCCCCACCGUGCCUCCUCCGACCACCUCCAGAAGCGCCGAGGACAUCUUCCGGUCGUCCUAUGAGGAGUCGGCCAGUCCUCAACAGCAGAGGCUGAAGCAGCGCAGCCUCCAGAAGCUUUCGUCACGCCAGAGAAAAACCAAGCAGGAGGCCACCGCAGGAGGCAGCAACGGCAAGCGGCACCACGGGACGCCGACUGGGGGGCGCAAAGGCAACAAGCCGACAUACCGCACACCCGAGAAAGUCCGCAGACACAAGAAGGUCGGCCGCAGAGACUCGCAGAGCAGCAACGAGUUCCUCAGCACCUCAGACUCUAAGGAGAACAUCAGUGUGGACAUAACCAUGGCUGAGGGGAAGGACAAAGGAGCGUCUCUGCCGGUGGACGAAGCCCUUUUAGACCCGUUUGGAGCCAAACCCUUCCAUCCUCAGGACGGCAGCCGACACAGCCAAUAUCAAGGCCUCAGCGACAGCAAGAGCGACAUGGCCACAGCCAACGGUAAGUCCUGGACGGGUUCCCUUCAUGGUGCUCUUGACGAGAGCAAAAUCAUGGAUGACUUCGGGGCGGUGCCCUUCACAGAACUGGUCAUCCACAGUGGACCUCAGCAGCAGCAGGCGCCGUCGCAGCCCGUGGACCUCGACCCCUUCGGAGCUGCACCUUUCCCCUCGAAGCAGUGACUUUUCCUGCGUCUUCCUGCUCUGCCAGUUGCUGUUAAACAACCCUGAAGCUUUUUUUUUUUUUGGUUUGGGAUCAUUUUCAACCUGGAACGACAAGCUAACAAUGUGCUUCUUUUGUAAGAACAUUUUAAUUAGUUUGAGUUACAUAAACCUGAAUCCUGUGGAGUGAACGGCGUUUCCACAUAUCUUUCAGCUGUACCUGUUUGCUGAAAAGCCUUUUAUGCUGCAUUUUAACGCUCAUAGAGACAUUUGAACCGAGACAAAACGGGAGACCCACUCAAAAAUCGUACUGUGACUACAAAGCUUAACAUUUGACCGCUUGACUUGCUUCAAAAAGCUCUCUACGGCCGCCUGCCUUCUGAUCUACCAAUAUGUUUUUUAGCACCACAAAGCCUUACCUGAGCUCGGCCCUGCCUUGCUUCACAGUACCUCGGAAACCGCGACGCCAUCAGCCUUCACUGGCCCGGUGCGUCGUUUGAAAUCAUUUGGGAGUUGUCCUUAACCACUUUGUUUUUAUUAGACCUUUCUCUAUGCAUAAUUUCACAGUAGUCUUUUACGCAGCCAAAGGUGGUCGUGAUUUUUGUCGCAUUACACUCGGAAUACUAGAAGGGAUCGAAUUUUGUUGUACUUCCUUAAAAACGUUGGAGCUGUUAAUUUGGGUCAGGUUAAAAUUUAGGCUCUUAACUGUUCUCUUUUUUUUUUUCCUAGCAGUAAACUUCUAGGUAAGUACUGUUAAUGUUCUCUGUUUUUUUCUAUUAAGUUGCAACUCAACAUGUUCUGUUAGAAAUAAGAAAUAAAUAAAACACAAGGUUAGAUCACUGGUCAUUCGUGAACGUUGAACCCCAACAGAAGAUCAUUCGCUGUACUCUUAUUUUCUCUGCAAUGUAAGUGAACUCAGCAGUUUGGAUCAUUUUCAUGUGAAGUGGGAAUCAGUUGAAAGGUAACGCUGGUGGUAUUUUAUUUUUUGUAAUUGUCCCAUGAAAGGACCAAAACCGGUAGCAGCAACUUUUCGGUACUUGGCGAUAUCAAUCCUGUCCAGUUCAGCUAUUCCUAGGAUCUUUAAAGGAGUCGUCGUUCCUACGCUUUUUUUUCUUGGAGGUGGUUUAGGAGGUGGAUACCACACGCAUGUCUGGAAACAGUUAGCUUAGCAUAAGGGCUAGAAGCCGGGACAUGCUGUGAACAUCUGUAGCAACUCGUUAAUGGAGUGAACUUUGCAACUGCUGUACAUUAAACUAAAUGGUGACAAAUCUAUGGGCCUUUAUGCAACACACUGUUUCUUGGCAUCGUCCUGAGUUUCCAUAACAGACUUUCAUUCUUGCGUAAGGUAAAAAAAACGACAAAAAAAAACUCAAGAGACUGAUUUCUUCCACCUCUGGACAGCAUGAAACAUCUUUAGACCGCUCUCCUUUUUUUUCUCGUAGAUGGCCAAAGUUUUGUUUGUUUCACCUUUUUUCGUCUUCGUUUCUUGUUUGGGGUUUUGUCUACUCUGUCCAAUAUUUUGACGUUCAGAGUUACAUGUGCCCAACAGGAAGUCUCUUUGGCUGCAGUAGUUUUCACUUUGUAAAAAGUAAAUGUUUUCACUGAAAACUCUAAUUAUUUCUUUAAAGACAGGUCCUGAGUGUUUAGUUUUCAACCAAACUUCAUUGGUUUCGUGAAACAGCUGCACCACAUGACUCCAACAGGAAGAAACGGUGCAUUUAACAGGGACUAUUUUCAGCGGCGAAUUCAUUAACAUUUGGUUCUGUAGUGAGUCCAGUGCUACUGGCAGCAGGACACUGUAUGUGGGAUACUUUUUGGACAACAGUGGAGCUGAUUAAUUUAUAUCAAGCUGUGAUUUUUUAUUUUUAUUUUUUUAUCCUGUAAAUGGGAUCAAUUCAUUAGUGUUUGGUCUUUUCAUGGGAUUUGAUGACAAAGAAAAUGAAUCACCAGACUUGGUCCUUAACGUGGGCCUUUCCACUGCACAGUGACGUAAACUGGCACAUUUAUAAAGGGGGGGAAAAAAACAAGACAACAUUCAAAUCCAAUCUGUGAUGUAAUGUUCUGGUCAUUUGUCUUCAUGAAUACACUCUUCAGCACCGAAUUCUUCCUCUUCAUCACCGGCCUUAAGCACUGCGUUCAGCUACUCAACCAUCGGCACAUCUGUUCAAAUGAAACCAUCGGAACCGUUUGAUAAUUUUCCAUCCUCCUCCUUUUUUUUCCCACCAGGGUAAAUCUGACAUUGUAUUUAUCUGCUAUACUGCUGUUGGAUGCAAUAAAUAAAGUUUCAUCUCAGUGAUCCAAAGUG
Messenger RNA from Stegastes partitus (bicolor damselfish), 3625 nucleotides. RefSeq names its product putative BMP-2-inducible kinase-like protein. The record is from RefSeq and is a predicted model, not a curated record. The annotation marks the transcript as partial. NCBI's taxonomy places the organism in Eukaryota, Metazoa, Chordata, Actinopteri, Pomacentridae. The transcript has a single exon.